Molecule: messenger RNA, 429 nt
Organism: Rhipicephalus microplus (southern cattle tick)
Lineage: Eukaryota; Metazoa; Arthropoda; Arachnida; Ixodida; Ixodidae
Product: tigger transposable element-derived protein 6-like
Source: RefSeq, a predicted model, not a curated record
AUGGACUCAGAAAAACGUGAAGACAACUUCACUGGUGGCACAGGAUGGCAGCAACGCUUCAAAAAUCGCUACGGCAUCGUCGGGAAGACCCUCUUGGGUGAAAGCGGGGCAACCAGCACCAAGAACAGCAUUGAGAAGUGGCUGUCUGAUGAAUGGCCAGAAAUCUGCAACAGCUUUUCGCCGUCGCAAAUAUUUAAUGCUGACGAAACUGCCCUGUUUUGGCAGAUACUGCCAAGCAAGAUGGACUUCAAGGGCAGCAAACGCCAUGGCGGAAAAAUGAGCAAGGUGCGCAUCUCCACUUUGCUCGCUGCAAAUAUAGACCGCUCGUGCAACCUUCAGCCGUUCGUUAUCGGCAAGAGCAGAUCACCACGCUGCUUCAAGAAUGCCAGAGGUCUCUCGGUGCACUACACAUCCAACAAAAAACCGUGA